Molecule: messenger RNA, 1650 nt
Organism: Salarias fasciatus (jewelled blenny)
Lineage: Eukaryota; Metazoa; Chordata; Actinopteri; Blenniiformes; Blenniidae
Gene: dpcd
Product: deleted in primary ciliary dyskinesia homolog (mouse)
Exons: 6
Coding region: 20-631 (203 amino acids)
Source: RefSeq, a predicted model, not a curated record
UGGCUCAGCGUUUGGAAAUAUGGCAAGUCAAAGCUGGAUGGAUGUCCUAAAAUCAGCUAAGAAAACGGCUCUAAUACACGAUGGAAAGAGGAAGAUCCACUACCUGUUUACAGAUGGAAAAGAAAUGGUCGAGGAGUACGACUUGAAGACAGAUGAGCUCAUCGUAAGAAAGUGGCGCCAUAAAAGCACGCUCGGAGUCCAGGGCCAGUGGCAGGUGGAGGUCGGGGAGCCACUGACAAGUUCGGCCUCAACUUCAGCCUCUGAUGUGAUCAAAGAGAACUGCUCCAAUCCUAUUUUCAUGCGCAAAGACACAAAAAACAGUUUCCAGUGGAGAAUCCGCAACCUUUUCUACCCCGAAGAUGUUUUCAGUGUUUUUGUCGAGCCGUCUGAGAGGUGCAUCAUUAUAAAAACCUCAAACAAAAAGUAUUAUAAGAAGUUCAGUGUUGCUGAUCUGGACCGGAGUCAGCUGCCUCUGGACGGCUCCGCUCUCAGCUUCGCUCACGCCAACAACACUUUGAUAGUCACUUACAAGAAACCCAAAGAGAUCUUGAGCCUGGAGCAAGAGCUGCUGAAGGAGCUGAAGAAGCUGAAGGCGACGGCUGAGGGGGACGUGGACUGUAAAACCCAGUGAAUUCUGACCGAGCGGGGGUAUAAAUCCAGGUUGCAUUUAGGGCAAAGGGCGUGAAUCUCCAGGCACAAACGAGCUCUGGUCUCUUUGUCAUGCUGCGCUCGUCAGAUCCGAUUCUCAGUGCCUUUGUCUGAAGUUUCUGUUGAGAAAUGUGGGUCAGUUAUAAUUAAUCAGUCGCAUUUACCGAGUUACGUUUGGUAUGAGCGGUUAAACACAUCCCUUACUUUUCACAACAAGACUUUUUGAGUUUUCUGUUUUUCAUUUUGACCAAAAAAUAAAAUGAUUUUAUUGAGCAUCGGUUAACAAACCCAGUGUGGAGUCGUUCUGCCAGGGGUCACAUAACGCACCAGCCCUUCCUUUCACUGAUGUUCUUGUAAAACACUCAAAACACACAAUGCUCCAUCCCUGUUGGUUCCGAGGUCACAGUUACGAGGACAUCCCAUUUGUGUUAAAUGAAUACCCUCAUGCUCCGUGCAUGUUGUGGGCCACCCUGAAAGCCAUUAGUGAAACUAGUGUUACCGUUUCCCAUUACAGCAGAGGGUCACUCUGACUUUGUGUUGUUUGGCGAAAGCACCUCGGACACAAAUAGAUCCAGAGUUUGUUUGUUUUUUUGUUUGUUUUUUUUCCGUCUUGCUCUGAUAUUGUCAUCUAACAGGAGCCUGAUGACGUCCACGUUUUACAUGCAUGGAAAUGUUUGUGUACACACUGAGAUUUACAAGAGUAAAAUAAUUAAAGUGGGAUUUUCUUUUUCUUUCCCCCCAAAAUAAGUUCAAAUAAACAUUGACCAGUCAGAAAAUACUGAGACAAAGCCGUUUGAAUGAGACUUUUAAAUAUAGGUUAUUUCGAUGCUGUGAUUCCUUGAAUUUUUUUUUUCUUUACUGCCGAGCAAGUGCAAAAAGCAGAGACAAAACCACAGGUCUCUCUCACUAUUGUGCUUUGUCUCCUUCCAGAUGGAAAGAGCAGGGAUCGGGGGAAACACUGGAAACCCAGUCUGUUCUGUUGUUCCGUUACUACUUGUGAGU